AUGGCGACCAUUCCUUCUCACGAAGAACUAUCACUCUUCUCUUCUCCGUCGUUCAAAACCACCAGCUCCUCUGAACCUUCGUUCAUUCAUCUCCCGGAGAAAAGAUCCCGAGUAGCUACGAAAGCUUCUCUCACUAGAACCAACGAGGCUUCUUUAUCUGCCGUCAUCUCCAGGCUCGAGCGUGAACGGAAAGGAUUAACCGGCGGCGGCGGAGAACAGUGGCAUACGGCAGAGGAUUUCCGUCGGCGCGAUAAAAUAACCGAGGAAGAGAGGAGGCUUAGAGACACAUGGCGUAAGAUCCAAGGAGAAGACGAUUGGGCCGGGUUAAUGGACCCAAUGGACCCGGUUCUCAGAUCGGAGCUGAUCCGUUACGGCGAAAUGGCUCAGGCCUGUUACGACGCCUUCGACUUUGAUCCUUCCUCGACGGCAACCCACGUCGAGUGUAAUCUUCACUUUGGUCACACAUUGGGUCUGUUGAUUUUUGAAAGUAUUUGA
Messenger RNA from Brassica napus (rape), 495 nucleotides. Its product is annotated as phospholipase A1-Igamma2, chloroplastic-like. The transcript has a single exon. Gene Ontology annotation, molecular function: glycerophospholipase activity. NCBI's taxonomy places the organism in Eukaryota, Viridiplantae, Streptophyta, Magnoliopsida, Brassicales, Brassicaceae. The coding region runs from base 1 to 495 and encodes 164 amino acids. The record is from RefSeq and is a predicted model, not a curated record.